AUGACAAGAAAGAACUCUCUAGGACUCGUCAAGGUACGCAAGGCAAACCGGGCCGCAAAGCAUUCAGUGAAACGAUCAGAGGCGAAGGCAGUGCGAUUCUCCAAAACUCCCGAGGUUGCAUUUCGCCAUGUGACUCAAGAUGAACUGCAGAAGACUUGGUACAAGCCACAGGAAUACGACGCAUUCAAGGAAGACUGCAAGCGCACAGCAGCUUACUACCGCAACGCACAAGGCGACAUUACUCGGCUCGACCCCGUCAAGGUCUGUUUGCGUGGCCUCGAGCAAAACCUCACCAGGAUCAGCAUCAUGUCACGACGCAUCACCAUUACCUCCAGCGUCAACAUGGUCCUCCACGAACAAGGGAUGGAGCCAAGGUAG
Seminavis robusta is the source of this 378-nucleotide messenger RNA. The record is from the annotation of a GenBank genome assembly. Lineage: Eukaryota; Bacillariophyta; Bacillariophyceae; Naviculales; Naviculaceae.